This is a messenger RNA of Chelmon rostratus (copperband butterflyfish), 1494 nucleotides long. RefSeq names its product retinoic acid receptor beta-like. Gene Ontology annotation, biological process: retinoic acid receptor signaling pathway; cellular response to corticotropin-releasing hormone stimulus; regulation of transcription by RNA polymerase II. NCBI's taxonomy places the organism in Eukaryota, Metazoa, Chordata, Actinopteri, Chaetodontiformes, Chaetodontidae. Gene Ontology annotation, cellular component: transcription regulator complex; nucleus. Bases 1 to 1494 code for a protein of 497 amino acids. Gene Ontology annotation, molecular function: RNA polymerase II cis-regulatory region sequence-specific DNA binding; nuclear glucocorticoid receptor binding; zinc ion binding. The record is from RefSeq and is a predicted model, not a curated record. The transcript has 8 exons.
AUGAAGACCGCCAGCCGUGCCCAGCCUCGCAGCAGUCCUCCACUGGUCCAGAUGAGGCGCUACACACCCGGAGUGUAUCCUUUCCUGUUCCCGUCGAUCAUCAGCUCCCUGCCGCAGCUGCCACCACCAUCACCGCAGAGGCUACAGAUCCAGCAGCCAUCCAGCAGUGGCAGCACACCCUCGCCUGUUGCCAUUGAAACACAGAGCACCAGUUCUGAGGAGCUCGUCCCCAGCCCGCCGUCCCCGCCGCCCCCUCCCAGAGUCUACAAGCCCUGCUUCGUCUGCCAGGACAAGUCCUCUGGAUACCACUAUGGUGUCAGUGCUUGUGAAGGCUGCAAGGGUUUUUUCCGCCGAAGCAUCCAGAAGAACAUGGUGUACACGUGUCACCGGGACAAGAACUGUAUUAUCAACAAGGUGACGAGGAACCGCUGUCAGUACUGCCGCCUGCAGAAGUGCUUUGGAGUGGGAAUGUCCAAAGAGUCUGUUCGCAAUGACCGGAAUAAGAAGAAGAAGGACAGCCCGAAGCCGGAGCUGGCAGAGAGCUACGAGCUGACGGCAGAGCUGGAGACCAUCAUUGAAAAGAUCCGUAAGGCCCAUCAAGAAACCUUCCCGUCCCUCUGCCAGCUUGGCAAAUACACCACGAACUCGAGCGCAGACCACCGUGUGAGGCUGGACCUGGGCCUGUGGGACAAGUUCAGCGAGCUGGCCACCAAGUGCAUUAUCAAGAUCGUGGAAUUUGCCAAAAGAGUGCCUGGCUUCACAGGGCUGACCAUCGCCGACCAGAUCACGCUCCUGAAAGCUGCCUGCCUGGACAUACUGAUUCUGCGCAUCUGCACGAGGUACACCCCCGACCAGGACACCAUGACCUUUUCGGACGGGCUGACCCUCAACCGGACGCAGAUGCACAACGCCGGCUUCGGCCCGCUCACCGACUUGGUGUUCACUUUUGCCAACCAGCUGUUGCCCAUUGAGAUGGACGACACAGAGACAGGCCUGCUCAGCGCCAUCUGUCUCAUCUCUGGAGACCGUCAGGACCUGGAGGAGCCCUCCAAGGUAGACCAGCUCCAGGAGCCACUCCUGGAAGCUCUGAAGAUCUACGUGAGGAAGCGGCGGCCCAGCAAACCGCACAUGUUCCCCAAAACCCUGAUGAAGAUCACAGACCUGCGCAGCAUCAGCGCUAAAGGAGCAGAGCGGGUCAUCUCUCUGAAGAUGGAGAUCCCAGGUUCCAUGCCACCGCUCAUCCAGGAGAUGCUGGAGAACUCGGAGGGCCAGGAUGGCCAGAGCAGCAGCAGCAGCGGCGGCGGCGGCGGCAGCACCAGCAGCAGCAGCAGCAGCAGCAGCAGCAGCAGCAGCAGCAGCAGCAGCACUUCAGCCGAGGCGGGGGCCAGUCCCAGCAGUAAGGGCAGUCCCAACGAGGACACCGCCGCCGUUGAGUCGCCGGAGUCCUUGGACGCCGAGGGGGCUACGGCCACACCGCCCAGCGACGAGCCGUAG